UAAAAGCUAGAGAGAGAAACAACAGAUGGAGAGAGAGAGAGAGAGAGAGAGACAGAGUUAUUAAAGCACAAAUUUUGUUGGGGGAGGGGUUGCAGUAUGUGAGUGGUUUUGCGCUCUCUCUUUCUCUCUCUAAAAAUCUGACUUGAAAGAAGCAUUUAUUUAUUUUUUGUUCUCUGUCUGGGUCUAAGUCUAGAGCUUCCCGUCAAAUAUCUCUCCUUCUUCUCUGGGUCUAUAAUAUACACAUCGCUGAUCGCACAAUCUUUAUCUUCAAACGAUGAGGAUCAGGAAGCGUUUUCCUUCUUCUUCUCUCUCCUCCUCACAGCCUCUUUCAGAUCCCCAACUCAACCGGUCACCUGUGGCGGUGGUGCUACAACACCUUCAAGGAGGUGGUGGCAGACAAGCCCAUCCAGAUGGAAAUCUCAUUUGUUAUGAGCCUUCCGAUCCUCCAAAUCAGCCUCUCCCACCGCCUUCCGAUCAACACCCGACGAUCGGAACUGCAAGGUUUAGAUGGGUUUGCUCUGAUAGCACCGAGACACGGGAGGUGAAGCAAAAGGAGUUGGAAGGUGCAGAGGCUAAAGAAGAGAGCUGGGAAGAGGAAGAGAAGAGUAAUGAUACCAGGAAAGGAAGCAUCUUUGGUGCAGAAGUAGGUACUGGGUCAGGGUUACUACCACCAACGCCACCAACACCACCACCAACAACAGCUUCUUCUCAUCAAGUAGGGAGUUGGUGUGAAGGAGAUUAUGAAGUGGUUCCACUGAAGAAGAGAAGAGGGACCUUUGAAAGGAGAGGUGAUAAAGAUGCGAUAAUAAUAAUGGAGAAAGGGAGGAAGAUGAAGGCAAAAAUGAAUUCGAAGACGAACAAGAAAUGUGUGCAACCAAAUGCUGGUGAUGAUGAACAAGGUCAAGGUCAAGGAAUGGGCAUUGAAAACAAUAAUGUCAAUAAUACUGGUGGAGGUGGAGGUGGAGGUGGUGUGAAGAAGCUGAAAAGAGGGAAUAUGAUAAUGGAGGGAUCGCGGUGCAGUCGUGUGAAUGGGAGGGGAUGGAGGUGUUGCCAGCAGACCCUUGUUGGGUAUUCUCUUUGUGAACAUCAUUUGGGUAAAGGAAGGCUUAGAAGCAUCACUAGUGUUCGAAGUCGUGCCGUGGCUACCAUUGCUACUACUGCUACUGCUACUGCUAGUGCACCAAAGAAAGAGGACUCGUCAUUGGUGCAAGAGGAACAACUAGGGCAAAGAUUGUUGGAUGAUGAUAAUGUUGAUGAUGAAAAGAAGCCGUUGAUGAUAACAAAGAAGAGAAUGAAGCUUGGUACGGUGAAAGCUAGAUCUAUAAGCAGCUUGUUGGGCCAAACAAGCAAUUCAGUUGUAAUUGCUCCUGAUAAUAACAAAAACACCGGUGUUUUGUGAAUAUGAAGAAGACAAGUCCGUGUUAUUUCAUGUACCUAAAUGAAAAAGCAACUCGAAGUUUGAUGUUUUCUAACUUACACACCUGGAUGGACCUGGUGCAAUUACUAUGUUUUGUUGAGAUUCGAUUCUAGCCUCUAGGUGAUCAACAAUUGUGUUUGUGAUUCAUCAAGUGUUAUAAUGUCAUUUUUAAAAUUUUUAUUUUUAUUUUUAUUUUUUAGUA
Camellia sinensis is the source of this 1619-nucleotide messenger RNA. RefSeq names its product WRC protein. NCBI's taxonomy places the organism in Eukaryota, Viridiplantae, Streptophyta, Magnoliopsida, Ericales, Theaceae. The record is from RefSeq and is a predicted model, not a curated record.